This is a messenger RNA of Ornithodoros turicata, 2741 nucleotides long. RefSeq names its product serine/threonine-protein kinase TBK1-like (gene IKKepsilon). Lineage: Eukaryota; Metazoa; Arthropoda; Arachnida; Ixodida; Argasidae. Gene Ontology annotation, molecular function: ATP binding; protein serine/threonine kinase activity. Gene Ontology annotation, cellular component: cytoplasm. Gene Ontology annotation, biological process: peptidyl-serine phosphorylation. The record is from RefSeq and is a predicted model, not a curated record. Bases 210 to 2537 code for a protein of 775 amino acids. The transcript has 20 exons.
GUUUUUUAUUGUCGCCGCACGGCACUGUGUGAAUAAUCAUACAUGAAGUGUGAUUUGUGUGUGUGUUCCCAAAAUAAUAUCGUGUAUAGUUCGAUCUGUUUUGGCUUUGAACCAUAACCUUCCUUCCCGUUGUGGUGUCGUGGGAACUGUCAAAGACUGUACAUGUUGCGCCUGUUGACAAUCAGUGCUGCUGCUUCACAAGAAAUAUCAUGUCGUACCUGAGGGGUUCAGCUAACUACGUUUGGAGUACAACAUGCGUCCUUGGAAAGGGUGCAACUGGGGCUGUUUAUCAAGGGGUAAACAAGCAAAGUGGAGAACCAGUGGCGGUGAAGACUUUCAACCAGAUGAGCCAAAUGAGGCCCUUGGAGAUACAGAUGCGAGAAUUUGAAGUGCUGAAGAAGGUCAACCACGAGAACAUAGUGCAUCUGGUUGCUGUCGAAGAAGAUGUUGAAAGUCACAGUAAAGUACUCGUCAUGGAGCUGUGCACAGGGGGAAGUCUGUUCACAAUCUUGGAUGAUCCAGCAAAUAGCUAUGGGCUGGAAGAGGAGGAAUUCCUCAUUGUCCUCAAGGACCUCAGUGCUGGCAUGAAACAUUUGCGAGACAAAGAUAUCAUACACAGAGACUUGAAACCUGGCAAUAUCAUGAAAUAUGUUGCUGAAGAUGGCAGGUCAGUAUAUAAGUUGACAGAUUUCGGCGCUGCCCGUGAACUGCAAGACGAUCAACAAUUCCAGUCACUCUACGGAACAGAAGAGUACUUGCACCCUUACAUGUAUGAACGAGCUGUUCUGAAAAAAUCUGUGGGCCAGACAUUCAAGGCAACAGUGGAUCUGUGGAGCAUCGGAGUCACUUUGUAUCAUGUAGCAACUGGAUCGCUGCCAUUCCGGCCAUACGGAGGACGUCGUAACAGAAACACUAUGUACUUCAUAACUACCAAGAAAGAAUCCGGUGUCAUUUCUGGUGUGCAGGGCAUUGAUAACGGGGAUAUAGAAUGGAGCAGAGAGCUGCCAAAGACUUGCCUUCUCAGCCAGGGCCUGCGGGACAAGAUUGUGCCUCUCCUGGGGGGACUCCUCGAGUGUGACGAGAGAAAAAUGUGGAGUUUUGAACAGUUCUUUGAUGCCGUGACUGCCAUAUUACACUGCAAGGUGUUCCAUGUGUUUUUUGUCAAUGAGGGGAAGGAAUUGAACGUCUACCUCUCGCCGCAGGCAACAUUCCAGAGCCUCAAAGACGAACUGGCCAUGCAAACGGGUGUGGCACCAGAUUCACAGCUCCUGCUGCACGAGAAGAAGCUCUUAGACCCAGGAAACACAACAUUGGCUUCGGAACUACCAGCUACGUCUCGGGCGGUGCCUUACUUCCUGUUUUCCCUGGACACGCGGGACGUGAAGGUGCAGACUGGAACGGCGGCUCACGCAACCCGUUUUCCUGCCUUCCCCAAGUCCGGCGUCAGCCUGGAGCAUGACGCAUCUCUCGCGAAGACAUCCUGCAGCAUCGCCCACGCGACCCAACGUCUCGUAGAAAAGCUGUGCCGGUGCCAUUCUGCCCUCUGCAUGGCGCCACUGUCCCUUGUUUCUGUGCAAGAGGAGAGGAUCAAAGUGCAAAUCGAAAAGCUGCGACAAAUGAAGCAGACAAUAACUUUUUUGGACCGCCAGCUGCAGCUUCUGACAAAUUGCGAUAAAAACUUGUCUGACCUGGUCUCCUUGGUACAGCCAACUAUGCAAGAUUUGAGCCUCAGUGCAAUCAGUGCUGCACUCAGUGGGAAGCAGGAGAGCUGUGCAACUUUGACACGAAGCCUGACAGUUGCUGAGAAAGAGGUAGAGAAACUGGACCUGCUGGUUGUGCGAUCUCAAUCGCUGCGGAGAAAGUGGGAGCAGAAAUGUGCAGAGUGUGGAAAUUUGAAAGGCUGUACGGAAACUGUGUGCACAUACGUCCAAAAGAUACGGGACAGCUGGCAGGCUCUCGCACGGGACAAGGUUGCCCGCACUUUGUCGUACCAUGACGAGCAGUUUCAUAUUCUGGAAAAGAACAAGAUCUGGCAAACAGGUCAGAAGUUGCUGUCCCUGCUUCAAGAUCGUUGUCUACACGCUUGCCACCAGCUUGCACAGAGGCUGCAGGGUUGGAACGAAGAUUGUUACGACGUUAUGAAACAGCACUCGCGUACAGAGGCAGAGCUGGAAUCUUGUUCGGGAAUGGUUGCCUCCUAUGCAUCAUCGUUAGAAACAGUGGAAAAAGAAUUUGUGUCCGUGUCAACUCGGUGCGUCACGAAACUGAAAUCGGAGCACGAAGUGCCAGCAAGCGAGCAAGGUUUCGGAGACAAGUCCGACAUCGCGAAUGCUGCUGCCUCUCCAAUCAAUGGCGAAGUCACAAAUAGUCCAUUUAAAUUACUCAAUAAGAAGAGGACAGUUCCGAGGCACCUGAUAACAGAGCUGCAACAGUUGAAAGAACAGCAGUCGGAAAUUGUAAAACUCUUCGAGGGAAACCAUGCUAUGCUGGCACGGUUUGUGGGAUUCUCUUCACUGCCACUGGAGUUGGAGAAGUAACAGCUUGUGCUCACAAAUCAAGCAAAGUUUUUUUUUUUUUUUUUUAAACCAUGUUCUCAUCGUAGAGUGUAAUUUCAUAUGUGAACAGAGAAGUGUCAAUCUAUGUAUAUAGUCUGUGCACCUGUACCUGGCACAUUUUCGCAGCGAUUUGAAGGAAACUUCUACUGCCAUCCUGAUAUCUAUUAAAAAUUAGUAUUAUCAUGA